Messenger RNA from Plodia interpunctella (Indianmeal moth), 997 nucleotides. RefSeq lists its product as uncharacterized. The transcript has 4 exons. The record is from RefSeq and is a predicted model, not a curated record. The coding region runs from base 129 to 851 and encodes 240 amino acids. Lineage: Eukaryota; Metazoa; Arthropoda; Insecta; Lepidoptera; Pyralidae.
UGCUUUUGGCGCGAAAUGACACCCGUUUUCUUACUUUUUAUUUACUCGCACGCGCAAAAAAAUAUUGUAAAAAUUAUAUAAAUAUUGUAAAAAAUUAUUGUAAAAAUAAGAUAAAACCAAAAACAACCAUGACUAUGGAUUUAAAAGAGAUUAUAAAAUGGUUCAUACCCUGUUUCCAUAUAUUGCUAUUUUUAAACAAAAAAAUGUAUGUGCGCAUGACUUUUUGUUUGUUUUUGUUUUUUAAUUUGUGUUUAGUAAAUGGGGCUACGGUGAAUAAGGAGUUAGGUGUAAGUGAACGUAUUGAUAAUGCCAAAAAUAUAGUUAAUUAUGACAACAAGUUUAGUUUUAACCAAAGUGUAGUGAAUGAUGUUUUCGAAGAAAAAGGAUUGAUUGAAGAUGAGUCUACUGGUCGCACCUUCGGACGGCCGUUCAAGAAGAUGGUGGGGUCCCUCAUGCCGCUGAUCUUCCAGAUCGGAGCGGCGUCCACCUGGGCUGUGGUGGCUGCCGUCGUCGGUGUGAAAACGCUAUUGGUUACGUUGCUUAUCUUGAAGCUGUUGCUCGUUGCUGGCGCAGCUAAAUUCGGCGCGCUGUUUGCCAGCAAGGGUCAGCAGUCCCACGGCCACGGCUGGGAGCCCCACCAGAAGGAGAUCCACUUGCACAUACACAACGGCCAAGUGUCGCAUGAACACGACGAACAUAGCAUAGUACCAUGGAGCCGAGAUAGCAGCCAACAGACAGACAAGAACUACAACAUUUACAUGGAGCCGUACGUCGCGUCCGGUCCACAAACCAUUAGCACUCCAUUUGGAAACUAUGUGAAGAUUGGCUCAAGGAAUUUGAGAAAGAAGUGAAUGGUCUUUCGUGUAAAUAACAAAGUCACUUACUUAAUUUAAGUAUUAAUAGUACACAUGUUACCUUUAUUUAUGUUAAAUUUACGUAUUUAUUAUUGUUUGUAAAGUGUGUAAUAAAUAAAAUACUAGAAAUGCGUGUAUGAGUA